This is a messenger RNA of Paramecium octaurelia, 1035 nucleotides long. Lineage: Eukaryota; Ciliophora; Oligohymenophorea; Peniculida; Parameciidae. The record is from the annotation of a GenBank genome assembly.
AUGGAUGAUUGGACAGUUGAAGAUGCAAUAAAAGUUAGAGGCUUAGGAGUAUUGAGGAACGGCAGCUUUGAUUACAAAAGUAGUAACUAUUUAAAAUAAUUUUAGCAAAAGGGAUCACUCAAAAAGAUUUAUUGGUUGAAACAUUAUAAAAUUAUUUAUAUUCUAUUCAACUCAUUCCUUAAUAUGGUUCGAUAUUCUAGAGAAUAGGUGACAACUUUUUAUAACUUCUUAGGUAUAGCAAUAGGGAGAUUGGGUAAUUAUAAUGAUGAAUUGAGAUACUAUGAUAAAGCGAUUGAAAUAAAUAAUCAAUGUUACUUGGCUUAUUAUAAAAGAGGUAACGAUUAAUAUUUGAUUAAAUAGGAAUUCUAAUGAUGAGAAGGGAAAAAAUAUUAGGCUCUUUUAGAUUACACCAAGGUCAUAGAUUUGGAUCCAAAGAAUAUACAGGCAUAUAAUUAAAGAGGUAUCAAUAUCAUUUUAUAUGUAAUUGGAAAUUUAUAAUAUUAUUUGGGGAAUUGGGAUAAGGCCCUCAUAGAUUUUAACAAUGUCAUUGAACUAGAUUCUCAUCAGCCUUCCAAUAAUGCAUCGUUUUAUUAUAACAGAGGUAAUAAACUUUGUGUUGAGUAGGAUUUUUUUAUUAGCAAAUGGGAAAUAAGAACCUCGUACUAGAUGCUUAUAGAAGAGCUAUUGAAUUAGAUCCUGAAGAUCCUUAAAGUAUUGUAACAGAGGUAGCUGUUUAUUUUAUACUUAAUAGGAAUGAUCUUCAAAGAAAUUGAUGAACAAGACAAGGCACUAAUUGAUUAUAACAAAGCAAUUUAGUUGAAUCUAAAUAAGGCUGCUUUUUAUUUUCACCGAUGUACUUUAUUUAUAAUGAUAUAUAUAGGGAUUUUAUAUAAUAAAAUAGGAAAUAAAUAUUUAUCUCUCUCUCUCUCAAAUUAUAAUUAGGCUAUUGAUUUAGAUCCUAAUGAUUUUUAGGCUUAUUAUAACAGAGGUUAUCAAUACAUCAUAUUGAAUAGGAGCCCUUUUACUUAAUAAUGA